GCGCCGACCCCGGAACCGCGCGACUUGGGGAGGCGGAGCCCAGUCCGGCAAGAUGGCGGCGUCCGCGUUAUUGCGCCCCUUCUCAAAGCUGCUUUCAUCGGCCAGGCCCCCAAGUGGCUCUUCAGCGCGGUCAAAGUUCUACAUUCGGGAACCACCACAUGGCAGCCCUGACUGGCUGAAAGUUGGACUGACCUUGGGCACGUCCGUUUUCUUGUGGAUCUAUCUCAUCAAACAACAUAAGGAAGAUGUUUUAGAGUAUAAAAGAAGAAAUGGAUUGGAAUAAACUUUUGAAAUACUGAUACAGUAUGUUCCAUGUAGUGAUUAUAGGAGUUCCAUUGGAUUCAUCAAUCUGUUGAGUUCUAAAUGUGAGAGAAAUAUGUGAAUAUGUGUCAAGUCAGCAUUUAUGUUUUGCAUAAUUAAAAAAAAUAAUGUCUGUAUUCUUCAGAUGAUGUAUAUUGUGAUAAUGUAUAGACUGUCAAUUCUAAGGUAGAUUAUUAGAAGUAUUUUAAUGUGGAAAGUACUAUCAAUAAUAAGGUCAAUGGUAAUUGAGAACAUCUUGGUAAGAAGACUUCUUAAGGAUACAGGCUAAAAAAUGAUUGCUGAAAUAAAUCUUUCUCCUUAUAUCAACUUUUAA
Phacochoerus africanus (Common warthog) is the source of this 634-nucleotide messenger RNA. RefSeq names its product NADH:ubiquinone oxidoreductase subunit C1 (gene NDUFC1). The record is from RefSeq and is a predicted model, not a curated record. The coding region runs from base 53 to 283 and encodes 76 amino acids. The transcript is spliced from 4 exons. Gene Ontology annotation, cellular component: mitochondrion. Lineage: Eukaryota; Metazoa; Chordata; Mammalia; Artiodactyla; Suidae.